AUGCCUGCGAAGUCCGGAAUGGGAAUCGGCCAUGCGGAUGCCAUCGCAUGCUUGCAGAAAGUUUUUGCCAAGAACCACACUGGCUUCGGGGUCGACAGCACUGAUCAGAACAUCGAUCCUGGGAACCUGCAGUACGGUGAGAUCACGUACCAAGGCAUGCAGCCCUUGUAUAGUGCGCUGGAGCUUGGGCAAGGCGACGUCUUCUACGAUCUGGGUUGUGGGGUUGGGAAGCUGGUGCUCUAUGUGGCCUUGAGGGGAGAUGCAGCCCGUUCUGUCGGGCUCGAAGUUGGGCAGCGCCGCUUCCUGCUUGCCGAGGGGGCACGCUGCUCUCUAGAUGAGGAGCUUGACUCACUGAAGAAGGCAGGCAAAUCCCAGUCGCCUGCGACGGAGUACAAGUUCAUGCUCGCGGACAUUAGCAGGCACCGCUAUCUGGACCCAACGGUAGCGGUCCUGACAAACCUCUGCAUGGACAUGGGCGUGCAGAGCCGCACGGUCAACUGUCUCCUUCGCUGUCCCUCUUUCAGGCGUCUGGUGAGCAUCACUCCUCUUCUGCACUCCAGGUUGAAACUGGUGCGCUCUGUCCUUGUGUCCUGCACGUGGGCCAAGAUCUCGGCGUGGCAGGUUUAUGACGUGCUGCCGCCGCAGGAGCCGCUGGCCCGAUCCUUCCUGACUACCCCGACAGUCGUCAAGAGGUGCACAAGUGCCUCAGCCCUGAAGAGGCCACCUGGAGAGUGA
Molecule: messenger RNA, 735 nt
Organism: Symbiodinium pilosum
Lineage: Eukaryota; Dinophyceae; Suessiales; Symbiodiniaceae
Source: the annotation of a GenBank genome assembly